AUGCAUUAAAAUCAAUAAAAAAUUAUGUAAUAAGGAGGUCUGCAUAUACCUUAAAACUCAUCUAUUCCUCAGGGACACUAAAUAAAUCAUCCACCACUACCACUUGGGAUUCCCCCUCAUCCCCAUCAUCUUCACCAUCCUCCACCUCCAGGAAUUAUGCCGAUGUAAAUGCCUCCUCCUCCUCAUUAAGGAAUGAUAUAAGGUCAUCCUCAUAUGCCUCCUCCACCUCAUCACUUAUAGCAUAUGCAAUUCAUGGGAUAGAAUGGAUAAUUUUAGUAACAGCAACAGCAACUAAAUGUUUAAGGUAAGCAAAUGCUUCCAUCUUUACCAAAUAUGUAAAUGAUGCCACCUUUAUAGAAUUAAAAUUAGCAACCUGGUCCCCAAAUAAUACAAUAACAACAACAAUAAUAACCUCCUAUGUUUAAUCCUUAAUAUAUGAAUUAAUUUCAACCUUUAAAUAACUAAUAAGGUCAAAAUAUGCAUCAGAUAGGCCCUAAUAUUCCCCCGCAAAUGUAGAAUAAUAUGAAUUAAAUGAACCAAUAAUAUAACAUAAGAUAACCUUCACCAAAUAACUAAAAUCAAAUUCCUGUGUUUCCAAAUUAGAUUUAACCGUAAAUUCAUGGAUAAUAAUAUUAAGAUUUUUCUUAAUAGUAGUAAAUACUCUAAAACCCUUAACAGCUGAAUAAUGCAUACACAAAUAAUUUAGUAUUCAAUCCUUCUUAAUAGUAGCUUUAAUAGUAGCAUGAGAUGCAUAUACAGAAGUUAUAAAAAGAGGAACCUACCAAAAAGAGAUCAAGAUGGGGCGACUAAGUUUAAAUGAUAAAUAAUUUAACUCCUUAAUAAUUGAAUUAGUAGCAUUUUAUUAUGCCUGGAACUACCUAAUCAGGAGGAAAUUUAAAUUAGAGAAGAGUUGUUUUAAACAGUAAAAAUCCAGAAUUACUCUCUGGAUCAAUUAUGGUUGAAUUAGUAAAGUAAAACAAUAGAAAAAUAACAGAAGAAAGUGGGAGAUUUAAAAAAUAUUAGCCAAUAGACCCUUCAUCUCUACCUGAUUAUAUCUAUGUAGAAAACAAAGAUUAAAGUAGUUUAAAGUCUAAACUCAAUUAACUUCUGGAUUAUGCAGAUGACAUAAGAGAUUAAGAAAUUAAAAAUAUGGAAAAGAAGAAAAAGGAAAGAGAAAGAGAGUUAGAAUUAAAAAAAAUGGAAGAAUAAGGAUUAGAUACAUCUCAUCUAAGAAAUCCAGAAAAGAAGGCUUCUAAUAAAAGAAAUAUAGAUAAGGAAGUGGAGGAACUUUAUUGUGUUUAAAAAGGAGAUAUGAUGAGCGAAAUGGGAAUAAGAUCGGAUGGUAGGGUAGCAGGUCCUUAAGUCUAAGGAUUAGGAUUAGGUGGUCCUUAAUCUCUUGAUAAUGUAAUUAAAAAAUUCAAAAACGUUUUUUAUUAUUUGUUAUUUAAAAUAGGCAUUCAGUGCUUUUAGAAUUUCAAGAAGUAAGAACUACCAUGCAACUGCAGAAGAAAGAUCACAAUUUAGGGAUAAAGGAUCAGAUUUAUGUUAUAAAUGUAGUCGUCCUGGUCAUAUUGCAAGGGAAUGUAAAUAUGGAAUGAACUGAUGUUGUUGAUUGAAUUAGCACAUCGUUUUAAUAAAUAAAUAAAUAAAUUUAAAAAAAAUAAAAAUAAAUUUUCAAUUAACUAAUUAUUAUGA
Molecule: messenger RNA, 1695 nt
Organism: Tetrahymena thermophila SB210
Lineage: Eukaryota; Ciliophora; Oligohymenophorea; Hymenostomatida; Tetrahymenidae
Exons: 4
Source: RefSeq, a predicted model, not a curated record